This is a messenger RNA of Centruroides sculpturatus (bark scorpion), 1100 nucleotides long. RefSeq lists its product as uncharacterized. The transcript is spliced from 4 exons. Bases 453 to 980 code for a protein of 175 amino acids. NCBI's taxonomy places the organism in Eukaryota, Metazoa, Arthropoda, Arachnida, Scorpiones, Buthidae. The record is from RefSeq and is a predicted model, not a curated record.
CCGAAAAGUUUCUAGAGGGUAUAGACCGCCCAAAUUCCUUAUCCUGGAUGGGAUAGAAUUGCCAGGCGCUUGAAAUUCGGCCAGGUUUGACCGAGUGGUGAGGGAAAAUGCCUGAUUUAUCUAGAAUAAAGUGAAAAAUUGCUGGAGUUUUUCGAUACCUGGAUUCGAUCCUGUCGCUAACUGCAUCAUCACUAACUACAUCGUUCAUCCGACAAGAUAUAGUUACUCUUAUGUAUAGAGAGUUGUCUAUAUAGCAUCUACCUUUGUAUCAUAAGUUAUAGUCAAACUUCGAUUUAGCACCACCGUUUGUUUGUCUCCGAAACCGCACUAAAUCGAGUGCAGAGCUAAAUUGGAGUACUUCAACUGAAGAAUUUCAAAUCUUUUGUUUCAGAAAAAUUCUUGACAGAUCUCUUAGACAGUAAUUUUUUUCUUUUUAAUUGAUUAAUUCAUCAAUGAUAGACAUGAGUACACUUCAUGAUAUCCAAAGAUCGAAAGCUGCGAAAUCCAUACAGAAAUGGUUCAUUGUGAAUCAAUACAGAAAACAUGUCUUACAUAAUGCAGACGUAACUAGAAUUACUGCCUUAAAAGCUAUUCAAGAUAAAUAUAUAAAAGAUAAUAAAGAGUCAAUGAAGUCUUUGCAAAAGUUGUUCUGCAAAUUGCAAUAUAAUAAAAAUACUGUUUUGUAUGUGAUACCAGAAGAAGAUGAGCGUAUUUCGGACAAGGAAGAUGAAACCAAAAUAGAAAAUAUUUCUCCUAAUAAUGAAAAUGAAAUGCACCAGGAAGCAUUUCAAACACAACAAAACUUUCAGAAUAACGCAACAUUACUCCUGGUAGCAUUUAAGAAAAAGCAAUGUAAAUCGGUCAUUGCCAUCCAGAAAUGGUAUCGGACUUUGAAAUAUGGCCAAAGAAAAAUGUCAUUUAACACUAAAUUAAUUACGAGGAAUAAAUUAAGAAAAGAAAACAAUCUUUCAAAAUUCUGAAUUGGUAUAGACAGCAACAAAAAUUCACGUGUUUUAACGUAUUGAAUUAUAAAGAAAAUGAGAUAUCUAGAUAUUAAGAAAAAAAUUCUCAGUAAAUUUAUUCUUUUGAUUAUAAAAUAA